GUGAACUGUGAAGUGUAUUUGGUCACUGACCUAUCUUGGUAGAGAUUUGAAGUUUAAACCUUCAAAUUAAUCAAACCAUUUUAAUUUGCCUAUAGAUUCUGAGUCACUGCUGCUAUGGCGCUACGCGUACUUCUUGUGUUGGGGAUGUUGCUGAUGUUGUGCCUUGUUAAGGUUUCAUCUGAUCCAAAGAUAGAAGAAGAAAUACUGGAAGCAGAAGAAGAAUUGCAGUUUCCCGAUAACGAGCCACUUAUCGUGAGAGACGCGAACAGAAGGCUAAUGCAAGAUAUGGAUUGUGGUGGGUUGUGCAAGACGAGGUGCAGUGCACAUUCGAGGCCCAACUUGUGCACUAGGGCGUGUGGCACGUGCUGUGUGAGGUGCAAGUGUGUCCCACCUGGUACAUCUGGAAAUAGGGAACUAUGUGGAACCUGCUACACUGAUAUGACCACCCAUGGCAACAAGACCAAGUGCCCUUAGAGAAACAAAAAGCUUCAUUAGAUUGGCCAAUUUGUGCUUCGUUCAUUAUGCAUCAAAGUUUAAGUGUACUCCUAUGUGGGGUGCAAUUCUGUUUACUAUAGCGAUGGAUUUGUGUGCACUACUAUGGCUAUAUUAAUUGACUGUUAGUGUUUUUAUUUAGGGUGUGCCUGUAUGAUUGAUGUGAUGAGCUAGUCAUGUAAACUUUGUGCCUUUGUUUGCGUUAAUAUAAAAUGUAGUACAUCACUGUACCUUUUUAUUUCCCACUUCA
This is a messenger RNA of Glycine soja, 742 nucleotides long. RefSeq names its product snakin-2-like. The coding region runs from base 115 to 474 and encodes 119 amino acids. The transcript is spliced from 4 exons. The record is from RefSeq and is a predicted model, not a curated record. NCBI's taxonomy places the organism in Eukaryota, Viridiplantae, Streptophyta, Magnoliopsida, Fabales, Fabaceae.